UCGCCCCUUCCGCCAGCCGCCCCACCUACUUCACCACCUCUUCUGCCAAAGAUGCCUCGCUAUGAGCUGGCUUUGAUCCUAAAAGCCAUGCAGAGGCCUGAGACAGCUGCAACACUGAAACGCACAGUGGAAGCUUUGAUGGAGAGAGGAGCAGUGGUGAGGAAUUUGGAAAACCUGGGCGAAAGAACGCUGCCAUACAGAAUUUCAAAGCACAAUCAACGUCACACCAGAGGAGGGUAUUUUUUGGUAGACUUCAAUUCUCCACCAACAGCUGUUUCAGCCAUAAAGGACCAUUUAGGACGUGAUAUUGAUGUGAUCCGGUCUUCCAUUUUAAAGCACCAUGUGGCAAAUUCAGAAGAAUGCAUGGGCAUGAUACCAGUCAGCACUGAAGAUAAACUAACAAAGAUGAAGAAAUAAAUAGCCGGAGACCAUAGAGGCAUUGCUGCUCCUAAUUUGAACCUAGUUGUAAGGAUCUGUGAUUUAUGCAGUGUGCCUAGGUGUGUUACUUUUGACUAUUCUGCAGCAAAUGACGUUUUAUAUUUAUACUUUGUAUUUUAAAAUCAGGGCAUUUCCCCCCCUAAGUAUUGCAUCUGUUGCUGAAGUUUAUCCUGCCCUAGAAAAUUCAGGCUGCUGUCCUAAUGCAUGCUUGAAAAAGAAAAAGAAAAAACCAAGUCCCAUUGAACAAAAUAGGACUUGAUCCCAAGUAAACAUGCACAGACUCAAACUGUCAAACUACCAUUGUUCUUUCCAGUUAGGACCUUUCAGAUAUCAUAUACUUAUGCAGUUAUAAUGUUCUACCAUGAUGUAAAUAACAUUUAAUGCAAAAUUUGUUAAUGAAUGUAAUAAAAAAAUACAAAAAGAACAUUUAAUGACUGGUUUAUAAAGGAACAAACAUUUAGUAAAUUAAUUCUGAUCACUAGCAUAUUGUUUUCAAUGCAUUUAAAUGCUGCUGGGUACUCGUUCAUGGAAGUUAAGAAAAUGAUAUGGCUAUACAAAAAUGUACAUUGCAGUGUUGGUUUUAUUUUUACAAAAUAGAACCAGACACUAUCUUGAUAUUUGUUUUUAAUAUAUUCCGAAAUAUAACUGCUGGCUGCUGCUUCUGCAUUUAGAAAUACUAAUUGUGUGGAUUAAUAAUAACAAUUACAUUAGCUUAAGUGGAUGGAUAGAUUCAAUAAAGCCUUAACAAUUUCCUAA
Messenger RNA from Podarcis muralis (Common wall lizard), 1194 nucleotides. It is a transcript of the gene MRPS6, whose product is annotated as mitochondrial ribosomal protein S6. The record is from RefSeq and is a predicted model, not a curated record. Gene Ontology annotation, cellular component: ribosome; mitochondrial small ribosomal subunit. NCBI's taxonomy places the organism in Eukaryota, Metazoa, Chordata, Lepidosauria, Squamata, Lacertidae. Gene Ontology annotation, biological process: translation. Gene Ontology annotation, molecular function: small ribosomal subunit rRNA binding; structural constituent of ribosome.